This is a messenger RNA of Papaver somniferum (opium poppy), 1247 nucleotides long. RefSeq names its product pescadillo homolog. Gene Ontology annotation, cellular component: PeBoW complex; nucleolus. Gene Ontology annotation, biological process: maturation of LSU-rRNA from tricistronic rRNA transcript (SSU-rRNA, 5.8S rRNA, LSU-rRNA); ribosome biogenesis. The transcript is spliced from 10 exons. NCBI's taxonomy places the organism in Eukaryota, Viridiplantae, Streptophyta, Magnoliopsida, Ranunculales, Papaveraceae. Gene Ontology annotation, molecular function: RNA binding. The record is from RefSeq and is a predicted model, not a curated record. Bases 1 to 1182 code for a protein of 393 amino acids.
AUGGUGAAACCUCCUAAUUCUUAUGGUUCAUUUUAUUUUCACUCUUCAAAGAGAAAGAACGAGAAAGUGCCGAAGGAGAGACACAUUCCCUUCAACAAGAAGAACAACAAGAAAGACAUUCCCAUCAAGAAGAAGAAGAAGAUCAGAGAUCUUAAGAGUCUUGUUGAAGUAUUGAUAUCUCGAAAACCGAAUACUAGCCUUAGUACAAUUGUCAAGAAACGAUCGUUGUCUUACUGUGGUGCAUUUGUUCGCUGCAUUACCGCUGUCGAGAGUAAGCAUAUUGAAGUAGAGUGUAUCCAGAGAUGUCGAAGGUUAAGCCAUGGAUGGCAGGCAUACAUCGCCAGUACGAAUAGCUUAAGGAAAGUUCAAACUGAUAAGAGAAGAACCCUUUAUCAGGUUGAGGUUAAUGGGCACACGAUAAGCUAUUCAACUCCUUGUGCAUUACAGCAAGUCUCUACUGAUGACUUUAAAGUCAUAUUGAUCUUUUUGGAAUUCUACGAGGUACUCCUUGGAUCUGUCCUUAAGAGGUUGUACGGCUUAAUAUCCGUGCGAUAUCCACUCGAUUGUGAUUCUCAUUUGGAAGUAUUAGAGACAGACCACGCAGUGUCCAUCUACGUUGCUGGGCAGGCAUGGAUGCUGACUGAUGAGUCUGAUCUUAGGCUAGCUCAACUGCAGCAUGCGCUGACAGAAUUUGUCAGGGAAUCUGCAAAUGGCAGUAUUGGGGAAAAUAAGGAUGAUGAGUCUGAUGACAAAACAAAGGACUGGAAAAUCUUUAAAUAUUUGAAGAUCUUCUUAAACCCGGAGGUACCAAAGGAGUCCUUGCUUUUUGUGAUUUCAGCUUUUGGUGGUGCAGUUUCUUGGGAGGGAGGUCCAUUUACUGAUGCUGAAUCCGAUAUUACACAUCAGAUCUGUGAGCGGCCAACAAAGACUUCGGCCUCCAGAGUGUGUGUUCACACACGAUGGUUUUAUGAUUGUGUAAGCCGACUAGGGGUUUUACGGGCACAUGAUUACUUGGUGGGCCGGGAGCCUUCCUCAUAUACUGCUUUUGAGGAGUUAAAAGGCGACGUUCCUGGGAAUAGAUAUUCUUAUGUAUUUACCUACAGCCAGACAGUUGUGAUCCUUGGUUAUCCAACGAGGAAUUUUCACUUUUACAGAAGUAGAUAUUAUGUGUAUAUACUAUGAGCAGUUACAUAGUUGUGACGAUCUUUUGAAGACUGGGAUCUUUGAAUGAUAAACUGCAUUUGAAA